Molecule: messenger RNA, 811 nt
Organism: Prunus avium (sweet cherry)
Lineage: Eukaryota; Viridiplantae; Streptophyta; Magnoliopsida; Rosales; Rosaceae
Source: RefSeq, a predicted model, not a curated record
GCCUUUCUUGUUGGGAAAGAUUUUGGAGCUUUGCCUGCAUACCUAGUAGCUGCUCUCCACCCAGAGCGGGUAUCCGGCGUCAUAACCCUAGGUAUUCCUUUCAUCCAACCAGGCCCCUCUGCUGUCCAAAAUCAUCUCCUCCCUGAAGGCUUCUACAUAUCAAGGUGGCAGGAGCCGGUGGGGCGCGCAGAAGCAGAUUUCAGCCGCUUUGAUGUUAAGACGGUGAUAAGGAACAUCUACAUUCUGUUCUCUAGAAGUGAGAUUCCAAUAGCUGCUGCUGAUCAAGAAAUCAUGGAUUUGUUUGACCCUGCAACUCCUCUACCACCAUGGUUUUCUGAGGAAGAUCUCUCAGUCUAUGCAUCUUUGUAUGAGAAAUCUGGAUUCCGUUAUCCUUUGCGAGUUCCUUACAGAACUUUGGCAGUAGAUUGCGGUUUAACUGAUCCAAAAGUCUCAGCUCCAUCACUGCUUAUCGUGGGUGAGAAGGACUACGUCUUAAAAUUUCCGGGGAUCGAAGACUACAUACGGACUGGGGCGGUGAAGCAUUUCGUGCCUGAUCUGGAAAUUAGAUAUAUGGCAGAAGGAAAUCAUUUUGUGCAUGAACAGUUUCCAGAGCAAGUCAAUCAGCUAAUCAUCUCCUUCCUUGACAAACAUGGCAUCUGAUGUAGAUGCGCAAUGUGUAAGGGAAUAAAUAAUCCAUGAGAGAAACAAUAUGUACUGUUUAACUGGCUGGGUGUUGCAUUACAUAUUUGCCCCACAAAUUUGAUGUGCUUAACUAUUUUGCUAUAAUAAAUUACAUGACGUAUGCUUUUCA